Messenger RNA from Colletotrichum tamarilloi, 1104 nucleotides. RefSeq names its product L-arabinitol 4-dehydrogenase. Gene Ontology annotation, biological process: D-sorbitol catabolic process. The record is from RefSeq and is a predicted model, not a curated record. The coding region runs from base 1 to 1104 and encodes 367 amino acids. Gene Ontology annotation, molecular function: zinc ion binding; L-iditol 2-dehydrogenase (NAD+) activity. The transcript has 2 exons. Lineage: Eukaryota; Fungi; Ascomycota; Sordariomycetes; Glomerellales; Glomerellaceae.
AUGCCUGCCAUGGAUACUUCAAAUGCAGUCGAUAUCCUUCGCCGAAAACCCGGAAACCUUGCAAUCUAUACUAACCCUGAACAUGAGCUGUAUCUCAAGAAGCUCGAUGUUCCGACCCCAAGCGAAGGGGAGUGCCUCAUCCACGUGCGAGCAACUGGCAUCUGCGGCUCCGAUGUUCACUUUUGGAAAGCAGGUCACAUUGGCGAGAUGGUUGUGACGGGCGAAAACGGGCUAGGCCAUGAGAGUGCAGGCGUAGUUGUUGGCGUAGGACCCAAAGUGACGAAGUUCAAGAUUGGUGAUAGGGUAGCCAUCGAGUGCGGCAUCCCUUGUAUGAAGGCAUCGUGCUUCUUCUGUCGCACAGGCCGAUACAACGCCUGUCCAGAGGUGGUCUUCUACUCGACGCCCCCAUAUCACGGAACCCUUACCCGCUACCACGUGCACCCAGAAGACUGGCUUCACAAGAUUCCUGAUGGAAUGUCAUAUGAAGAGGGAUCUCUUCUCGAGCCACUCUCAGUGGCUCUGACAGGGCUCGAGCGAUCCGGCGUUCGCUUGGGUGAUCCCGUGGUUAUCUGCGGUUCCGGUCCCAUCGGCAUUGCCACUUUGCUGGCUGCUAGCGCAGCAGGUGCAAGUCCAAUCGUCAUUACGGACAUCAAUCAGACCAGGCUGGACAUGGCGAAAAAGGCAGUUCCUAGAGUACGAACUGUGCUUAUCACUGCUGGAAAGGAGCCGCAGGCAACUGCCGAGGAUAUCAAGGGAGCUCUCGGUCAAGAAGCCAAGAUAGUGCUAGAAUGUACUGGCGUUGAGUCAAGUGUGGUCACCGGUAUAUACUCUUGCCGAUUCGGCGGCAUGGUCUUCGUUAUCGGUUGCGGUAGAGAUUUUGCCACAAUUCCCAUCAUGUACAUGGCUGGCAAGGAAAUUGAAUUACGGUUCCAAUUUCGCUACCGAGAUAUCUAUCCUCGGGCCAUUGGCCUUGUUGCUGAGGGAGUCAUUGAUCUCAAACCAUUAGUCACCCAUCGGUUUGCUCUUGAAGAUGGUGAGAAGGCCUUCAAAACAGCUUCAGACCCUGGUGCUCUGGCAUUGAAAGUUCAAGUACUUGACGAUUAG